Messenger RNA from Erinaceus europaeus (western European hedgehog), 2507 nucleotides. RefSeq names its product tetratricopeptide repeat domain 9 (gene TTC9). The transcript has 3 exons. The record is from RefSeq and is a predicted model, not a curated record. Lineage: Eukaryota; Metazoa; Chordata; Mammalia; Eulipotyphla; Erinaceidae. The coding region runs from base 396 to 1100 and encodes 234 amino acids. Gene Ontology annotation, molecular function: protein binding.
CCCACCCAGGCCAGAGCCAAGCUCCUUCCGGGUCAGCAACCAUCACCGCCACCCCAACCUGUGCGGGGGGUCCCCGCGCUCUCCGCCAGCCCCGGGGCGCGCCGGGCCGGGUGGCUCCAGCCUGCAGGUUGCGGGAGGAGGGGAGGAGGGUGCGGGGGUGGGGGAGGGAGGCAGGGAGGCAGGGAAGGGGAGGGCGAUCGGAGGAGGUGGAGGAGGACGGGAAGAAGCAGGAGGAGGAGGAGGAGGAGGAGGAGGAGGAAACAGUCUCCCAGGGCCGGCGGGGAUAAUGGGAGCGCGAGGCCAGCGGGCGCGGCGGGGAGGCGCGGAGAGGCUCUCCAGGUGGGCGGCCGGCGCCCGCGGCUUUUGAACCCGGGAGGGCGGGCGCGCAGGGCCGCAUGGAGAGGAAGGGCUCCGGGAAGGGCUCCGGGAAGGGCUCGGCGGCCGGCGUCCCGGGCAGCGCGGGUCCCCCCGCGGCCGGCCAGGCGCAGCGCCCGCCGCCUCCGCUGUGCGCCCCGGGCGGAGCGGGAGCCGGAGCCGGAGCCGGAGCCGGUGCGGGCGGAGCGGCCCCCACGCGCGGCCACUCCGGGGCGGCGACCGAGCCCGCCGAGUCCCUCCGGCGCGCGCACGACUUCAAGAGCCAAGGGGCGCAGUGCUACAAGGACAAGAAAUUCCGCGAGGCCAUCGGCAAAUACCACCGGGCGUUGCUGGAGCUCAAGGGGCUGAGCCCCGGGCACGCCGCGGCUCCCGCGGGGGCCCCCAGUCCCGCCCGCCUGUCGGAGGAGCAGAGCCAGACGGUGGAAGCCAUCGAGAUCGACUGCUACAACAGCCUGGCAGCCUGCCUGCUCCAAGCAGAGCUGGUCAACUAUGAACGAGUCAAGGAAUAUUGCCUCAAAGUCCUGAAGAAGGAACGGGAGAACUUCAAGGCCCUCUACAGGUCUGGGGUGGCCUUCUACCACCUUGGAGACUAUGACAAAGCACUCUACUACCUGAAAGAAGCAAGGGCCCGACAGCCAACAGACACCAAUGUGAUUCGCUACAUCCAGCUGACAGAGAUGAAGCUCAGCAGAUGCUCACAGAGAGAGAAGGAAGCCGUACAAUGAGACCGUCACUCCGGCACUGCACCCCCCCACCCCCCACCCCGGUGGAGAAGCCCACUCUUCCUCCCUUCUUCUCCUGUUCCCCUCCCUCCACCCCAACUCUUUGCUCCCAGCGUGAAAAGAUGGAGAGAGGCACAGUGGGUGGGUGGCCCUCACCAAAGAGUCAACCAUCAAGGGGGACUUGAUUUCUGCAGGGUCAGCUGGAAGGAACUCUCACUGGCCUGGAGAGCCAACACAGCUCUGACUGGUCAGGCCUUCAAGCAGAGCAAGUGCCCAGCAACGUGCCACCACUGAGGUGGCCUCAGCCGGGCUCCUCCAGGGCAACUCAAGGCAACUGUGACAAGUCCAGCGACAAGACGAAUACCAGACGGGUUGGUUUAGCGUGAAUUUGCACACUGGAUUCCCUCCAUCCUUCUCUCCUUCCCUCCCUCGUCAUGUUGGCUCACGCUUUCUUCUCUUCUCACCCACGCCCUCCCCACACAGCCCCACACAGGAAUCUGAGUCUCUGCCAGGAUUCACAUGCUAUGGAAGCCCACUCUCAGUGCCCUCUGGGUGACCGCACUCAUAUUCAUUCUUACUCCCACCCGGCAGACAGCUGUGGCAGUAGAAAGGCAGAGGGUGGCCACAUAGACCACGGGGGCAGGGAGGAAGGUUAUGGCGCGUAGGGACCAGAGCGCAGUGUAGGCUGAGGGGUGGGACUGUGGAUUCACUAAGUGUAAAUAAAAACCGACACACAGACAACAUAUCCUAUUGUUGCUGUUGGAAGCAGCCCACGCUCACUGCCCUCACUUUCACUCACUCAGCUACGAACUAGCUGGGAGGAUGGGGCUUCCCCCAAAGGAACGGGCCAUUUGUCCAGUGGUGGACAAUGCUGACUGCGGCCUUUGUGCAUUCAGAGGAAGCUGGGGCUGUGGAGGCUGCCCAGGGACUCAGCUUUGUGGGAAAUGGUAAAGUCUCUUUUUGGAUGAAAUUAUCUGGACUCAAUAUCUAGCACAUAAGAGUGUGUUCAACAGAUACUUGUUGGGUGAAUAAAUUAUGACUGCAGACUGGCUUUCCUGCCUUAACAUAAUUUCAUCCCAGCCUAGCCUCCUGAUAGCUAUGCUCUUUACGCUACGCCGUGUUGCUUAAGUCAACUAAGAAACACUCACUGAGGGCUUAUUGUCCACCUGCCAUUGUGCUAUAUGCUGUGGACGGAGAUAGAGUCUAGGUCUUCAAGAGAUGGAAGAGCUGAGAAAUGCCUAUAGGAGAUUAUCACCAAGGACACCUUUUAUUUAUAAGAUGCUUUACAAUUUUCAAAGCACUUUCAUGUAUGUUUUGUGUGAUUAGUGAGUGAUACUACUGUACAAAUUAAAAUAUAUACCAAUGCAAUAAUGUGAAUAGUUAGCAUUUAUUAAAUGCACUAUCCUCCGA